Messenger RNA from Solanum pennellii, 1850 nucleotides. Its product is annotated as protein DETOXIFICATION 35-like. Gene Ontology annotation, molecular function: antiporter activity; xenobiotic transmembrane transporter activity. Bases 90 to 1595 code for a protein of 501 amino acids. NCBI's taxonomy places the organism in Eukaryota, Viridiplantae, Streptophyta, Magnoliopsida, Solanales, Solanaceae. Gene Ontology annotation, biological process: xenobiotic detoxification by transmembrane export across the plasma membrane. Gene Ontology annotation, cellular component: membrane. The transcript has 7 exons. The record is from RefSeq and is a predicted model, not a curated record.
UUAACUUCCAUCUUUGUUACGUUUAACACUUUAAUGCUGAAUAUGACAUAUAAUACAAGCAAAACGCGGAGAAUCGUAACGUCCAAGUAAUGGAAACGCCAUUUCUGCAUGACUUCUCCAGCUACCACCACCAGCUUAUUGGGCACGACGGUGAUUACCGACCGGUUAAAGACCUGAAAGAAUGGUGGAUUGUAUUCUGGAUCGAGACAGUGAAGCUAUGGGAGAUUGGAGGCCCAAUUGCUUUCAAUGUCCUUUGUCAAUACGGGACCUACUCCAUUACCGUUGCUUUUUGUGGUCAUCUUGGUGCUGUUGAGCUCUCUGCUAUUUCUGUUGCUCAAAACGUUAUUGGUACUUUCUCUUUUGGCUUCAUGUUGGGCAUGGGGAGUGCGCUGGAGACACUGUGUGGACAGGCAUUUGGUGCUGGGCAAAUACAUAUGCUUGGGAUUUACACACAGCGGUCGAUGGUUAUUCUGUUGUUCAGUACAUUCCUUCUGUUGCCAAUGUAUAUUUUUGCAACUCCACUACUUAAGCUUUUAGGCCAAGAACAUGAAAUGGCUGUUCUUGCUGGGAAAUUUGCCCUGUUGUCAAUUCCCGAGUUGUAUUCACUGGCGGUCACUAUUCCCACUUCAAAAUUUUUGCAAGCCCAAAGUAAAGUUCGUGUGGUGGCUUGGAUUGGUUUUGUGGAUCUCUUACUCCAUGCUCUUCUGCUAUGGCUGUUCAUAUAUGUAUUCAAGUUGGGUACAGAUGGGGCUGCAUUAGCAUUUAAUAUUACAGGCUGGGCGGACGCAAUAGCUCAAUUUAUUUACGUGGUUGGUUGGUGUAAGGAUGCAUGGACGGGAUGGUCUUUAUCGGCAUUAAAUGAGAUUUGGGCAUUUGUUAGACUCUCAGUUGCUUCAGCUGUCAUGUUAUGCCUUGAAAUGUGGUACAUGAUGAGUAUUAUUAUACUCACUGGACAUCUCAAGGAUGCAGUUAUUGCUGUUGGAUCCCUCUCUAUUUGUAUGAAUGUUGAUGGAUGGGAAGAGAUGGUGUUUAUUGGAAUCAAUGCUGCCAUAAGUGUUCGAGUCUCUAAUGAGCUUGGGCUAGGUCAUCCCAGGGCUACCAAAUAUAGUGUAUAUAUCACAGUGUUUCAGUCACUCCUCAUUGGGAUACUCUGCAUGAUAAUUGUACUGGCCGUAAAAAAUCAUCUAGCUAUUUUUUUCACAAACAGCAAGGAUUUGCAACAAGCCGUUGCAGAUCUUGCUUGGCUUCUUGGAAUAACCAUGCUUCUUAACAGUGUUCAACCUGUAAUAUCAGGUGUUGCUAUAGGAGGUGGAUGGCAAGGUUUAGUGGCCUAUAUCAAUUUAGGAUCCUACUAUGUUUUUGGUAUUCCUCUGGGAUAUUUGCUUGGUUAUGUGGCUGACUAUGGAGUCGUGGGACUAUGGGCAGGAAUGAUAGCAGGACUUGCUUUGCAGACACUGCUACUCUCAUUUGUACUCUAUAGAAUUGAUUGGAAUAAAGAGGUUGAGCAAUCGGCAGAGCGCCUACGCAAGUGGGGAGGUCAAGACUUUGAAGCUGAGGAAAGUCUUAUUCCGGAGCCUACGAAAGCCUUACCAUAAGAGUGAGAAUUUGCAGUGACUUCAGAGGAUGAAGAGUCUCUAUCUUUGUUUUUUUGUUAACCAGUUAAUAACAACUAGACCAGGCUAGUAUAUACUCUAACAUUGUGACUUGUGAGUUGGGGCUAUUAGUUUUAAUAGGAAUGUAGCUGCAAUUUAGAACAUUAGGCUAAUAUGUUUGUUUGUUUUGCUCUUUCUCCAUCCUCACACUUUUGAUUCGCAAACUCCAUUUUUCAAAUAUAAAAUUGUUUCAACUAA